GAGGGUUGGCAAGGCGACGAAGCAGCCACCUUUGUGGCAGAGCUGUGCGAACUGCCACAGUAUGCCGCCACGGCCAAUCGAAACUUCUCGCUGUCAUCCUUGCGGCAGCUGAAGCGGCAGGGAUUUCUCUCCAAAGGAUUGUCGCGGGCCGGCAUCUGCGAUUGGCAGCAUCAGAAGAG
Molecule: messenger RNA, 179 nt
Organism: Symbiodinium sp. CCMP2456
Lineage: Eukaryota; Dinophyceae; Suessiales; Symbiodiniaceae
Source: the annotation of a GenBank genome assembly